AACCUUCACUCUAGUCGUAUAUUAUUGGUAUUGUUUUUAAAAUUGUAAUUAACUUGUUAGGCUUAGGGGUCUAUAAAUCAAUCUCUUUUAACCUGUUAGGGUUUUCAUUUUUCACCACGAAAUCAGAACCAUGACCACUCUGAAGGAGCUACUUCCUCCUGCCAAAUCCUUCUCCACCACCAACUACGACCACACCAACGAUCCCUGGUUCAAGCAGCGCUUCUCCUCCGAAGAGCAGAAAUCCGCCGCCGCCGCCGCCAUCAAGCAGAAACCCGUUCCACCGUACCUGAAGCGCGCCGGCUUCGUCCCCCGCAAAAUCGAGGACUUCGGUGAUGGCGGCGCGUUCCCCGAGAUUCACGUGGCACAGUACCCUCUCGACAUGGGAAGAGACAGGUCAUCGAAACCUGGAUCCAAAAUUCUUCCCGUCACCGUCGACGCACAUGGCAACGUCGCCUACGACGCCAUCGUGAAGCAGAACGAAAACGCGCGCAAAAUCGUGUACACACAGCAGAAGGACCUCGUACCCAAGAUCCUAAAAAACAACGAAGACUCCGAUGACGACGACGCCGUUUCCGACGAUGAAACGCAGAAACAGAUUGAGGAAACGAUGCAGGAGACCAAAGCCGCGCUGGAGAAGAUCGUGAACGUGAGGCUCAGCGCUGCCCAACCGAAGAACGUUCCGAAACAGAACUCCGACGCAAAGUAUAUAAAGUACAAACCCUCGCAGCAAUCCGCGGCGUUCAAUUCAGGUGCUAAAGAAAGAGUGAUUAGGAUGGUUGAGAUGCCGGUGGAUCCGCUUGAACCUCCGAAGUUUAAGCACAAGCGUGUUCCGAAGGCGUCAGGGUCUCCGCCAGUGCCUGUGAUGCACUCGCCGCCCCGGCCGGUGACAGUGAAAGACCAGCAGGAUUGGAAGAUUCCGCCGUGUAUUUCGAAUUGGAAGAAUCCGAAGGGUUACACUAUUCCGCUUGAUAAGAGGCUGGCUGCUGAUGGGAGAGGUCUUCAAGAGGUUCAGAUUAAUGACAAUUUUGCUAAGUUAUCGGAGGCGCUGUAUGUGGCGGAGCAGAAGGCGAGGGAGGCCGUUGCAAUGAGGUCCAAGGUGCAGAAGGAGAUGAUGUUGAAGGAGAAGGAGAGGAAAGAGCAAGAGUUGAGGGCAUUGGCGCAAAAGGCGCGGUCGGAGAGAAUUGGAGGGGAAAGAAUUGGGGUUGUGCCGGCCCCGCCUGCGGCUGUGCCCGUUGAUGAGGAUGAUAUGAGAGUUGAUUAUGAGCAUGAGAAGGAGAAUCCGAGAGAGAGAGAUAGGGAUAGGAGUUUUGUGAAGGAGAGUAGAGAGGAAAGGGAUGAGAGGUUGCAGCGCGAGAAAAUUCGCGAGGAGAGGAGGAAGGAAAGGGAGAGGGAAAGGAGGUUGGAAGCUAAGGAUGCCUCAAUGGGGAAGAGGAGCAAGAUCACACGUGACAGGGAUCGUGAUAUUAGUGAAAAAGUUGCUCUUGGUAUGGCUUCUACUAAGCCCGGGACUGAGGUUAUGUAUGAUGAGAGGCUCUUUAACCAGGACAAGGGGAUUUCAUCUGGGUUUGCCACUGAUGAUCAAUACAAUGUGUAUGAGCAUGGGUUGUUUACUGCACAACCUACUCUCUCGACAUUGUAUAGGCCAAAGAAGAAUGUUGAUGAUGAGACUUAUGGAGGUGCGGAUGAGCAGUUGGAGAAGAUUAUGAAGACUGAUAGGUUUAAGCCUGAUAAAGGGUUUGCUGGGGCUUCUGAGAGGAGCGGUCCGAGAGAUGGGCCGGUUGAGUUUGAGAAUGAGGAGGCUGAUCCGUUUGGUUUGGAUCAGUUCUUGACAGAGGUGAAGAAGGGUAAGAAGGCCAUGGAGAAAGUGGGUGGUGGAGGAACUAUGAGGGCUAGCGCUGGAUCUUCGAUGCGGGAUGGUUACGAUGGAGGUUCUGGUAGGACUCGCAUUGGAUUUGAAAGAGGACAUUAGGGAGCAUGAUAUUUGAUGAUGCAUGACCUGUUUCUUAUGCUUAGUGUUGUUGAGUAUCCAUGUUGAUACCAGAGGUUGGUAUGUAUGAAAAUGAACGGACAGGACAAUGUGCUUCUGUUAGCAUUUCGGUUUUUAUGUAAUCCCCUACUUUAGGUGGGGAAAAUAACUGUUUUUGUACACUUCUUUACUCUGUUGGUAAACUGCUUAUAAGUUAUAUAUUGAAUGAAAUGUAAUAUUCAUGAUAGAUCCUUGUUUGCUGUAUAACAUGUAAUCAGACACUAUUGUGGGGGAAGGAAAUGGUCUGUGAUGUUUCUUAUUUUGGACAA
Molecule: messenger RNA, 2295 nt
Organism: Vigna unguiculata (cowpea)
Lineage: Eukaryota; Viridiplantae; Streptophyta; Magnoliopsida; Fabales; Fabaceae
Product: SNW/SKI-interacting protein A-like
Biological process (GO): mRNA splicing, via spliceosome
Cellular component (GO): spliceosomal complex
Source: RefSeq, a predicted model, not a curated record